Anarrhichthys ocellatus (wolf-eel) is the source of this 2365-nucleotide messenger RNA. RefSeq names its product adenosylmethionine decarboxylase 1 (gene amd1). Gene Ontology annotation, cellular component: cytosol. Bases 197 to 1207 code for a protein of 336 amino acids. The transcript has 9 exons. The record is from RefSeq and is a predicted model, not a curated record. Lineage: Eukaryota; Metazoa; Chordata; Actinopteri; Perciformes; Anarhichadidae. Gene Ontology annotation, biological process: spermidine biosynthetic process; spermine biosynthetic process. Gene Ontology annotation, molecular function: adenosylmethionine decarboxylase activity.
AGUAUGGCCGGCGAUAUUAGCUAGCACUCGCUAACGGUAUUCUCUGCAAAAGGGAAGACGGUAACUCAAGAAAAUCAACACCUGGAUUGCUUAAAGGACUGUACCUCAAUAAAUUAUAACGGAUCGAAGAAGGAUUAAUCAAGUUGUACACGUUACAACCUAAGUUUAAUAUUUGUUGUUGGGUGUCUGUUGUCUCAUGAUGGAAGAUAAUGGUGCACAUUUCUUCGAGGGGACCGAGAAGCUGUUGGAGGUGUGGUUCUCUCGGCAGGAUGAGACCAAAGGAACCGGGGACCUCCGUACCAUCCCGAGGUUUGAGUGGGACAAACUUUUGGAGACUGUGCAUUGUUUGAUCAUAAGUGUGACAAAGUCUGACAAGCAGGAAGCUUAUAUACUCAGUGAGAGUAGCAUGUUUGUCUCCAAGAGACGUUUCAUUUUGAAAACAUGCGGAACCACUCUCUUACUGCAAGCACUGGUGCCUCUGCUGGAACUCGCCAGGGAGUACUGCGGUUUCGAUGCCAUCGAGAAUUUCUUCUACUCCCGCAAGAACUUUAUGAAGCCAACCCAACAAGAGUUCCCUCAUCGAAACUUCCAGGAGGAAGUGGACUUUCUCAGCCAGAUUUUCCCAAAUGGUGCAGCCUACUGUAUGGGACGUUUGAACUGUGACUGCUGGUACCUGUUUACCCUGGACUUACCAGAGUACUGGGAGAACAAGCAUGCGGAUCAGACGCUGGAAGUUCUGAUGAGCGACCUCGAUCCAGCCAUUAUGGACCAGUUCUAUAUGAAAGAUGGUGUUUCUGCAAGUGAUGUCACUCGUAUGAGUGGAAUUCGUGACCUGAUACCAGGUUCUGUGAUCGAUGCCACAAUGUUCAACCCAUGUGGAUACUCAAUGAAUGGAAUGAAGACUGACGGAACUUACUGGACCAUCCACAUCACCCCGGAGCCGGAGUUCUCCUACGUCAGCUUCGAAACCAACCUCUCCCAGACGGCGUACGACGAUCUGGUCAGCAAGGUGGUGGAUGUGUUCAAACCGGGAAAGUUCGUGACAACGCUUUUUGUCAAUCAGAGCUCCAAAUGUCGCAGCGUCUUUUCUCCUGCCCAGAAAGUGGACGGCUAUAAGCGCCUCGACCGCCAGCUGGCUCAAUUUAACGAGUACAAUUUCGUCUUCACAAGCUACGCCAAGAGCCGCCAGCAGAACCAGCAGAGUUGAGGGUCGAGGAUGAAGAAGAGGCGUAAAAAGAAAAGUGGCUGCUCGGGGCCACUGCCCUCCUGGGGCCGGCUUCUCCCCCCAGUAGAGAGCUUGUCGUCUUCCUCCUCCUUUCUCCCCCUCUGCCGCCGCUGCCGCCCUUCAGGACCUCCCGGUGCUGACGCGGCGGCGAGCCCCGGCUUAACCUCCAGCUUGAGUUGUUUGCAUUGUUGUUCCCGUGACUUAGAUCUCUUGCAUGAAAGCUCUUCUCCCCGUUUCGAUAUUCUAGCCCACUCUUGCCGUGCUCUUGAGGUGCAUGUAGAGGAAUUGAACACGCUCCUGCAGGUGUCCCCCCUCAUCCCCCACAGACAAGGCUUCCGCCCACACUAGGCCGGGUCUCCUGGCACGCUCAGAUCGGCACGCCCCCCCACCUGCCCCCCAAAAUUCGACAAAACUAACCCGAUUCGCUCAUCUAUUUAUUUAUGAAUCAGGACCAAUGUUUUAGAGUGCACUUUAAAAACCUGUUUGCUCACGGUACGAAAAAAGAACAGAAGGCCGACCUUCUUUCUUCCUUUCUUUUUGUUUAAAAUCUGAUUGAAUGUAUAAGUCGUGGUAAGCUUUUGGCCGUUCUAAUCGUCGUCGCUUUGUCGGGACACGUUCGAGUCCCUUCGAUCGCCAUACUUGCUGUUUAAUGUUGCACUGUUGGAUAAAAGGUUCUCAUUUGGUCGAAUAUCAAAGUGCACUAAUGGCAAAGAAACAAAACAAAAAAGACUUUCCGCUUUGCUGGGCUUUUGUUUUUAAUGUCGACCCCCACCAGCGUUCACUCAUUUUGUGCUCCUACUUAGAAAAAGACAAUCAAUCAUAUAGUCAGUGUGGCCCCCCCCCCCAAAUAGACAGGCUUUUAAAAGCUUGGAAAAUGUAUGUGUAUGAAUCAUUGAAGACAUGCAUACUUUUUCACCCAGGCUUCUUUCUCUUAUCUUUUUUACAGCAUGCUGUAUCUAUAGGAAGCCUGUGGGUCUUAGCCCCCCCCCCCCCUCAUCUUCCCUACAGUCAUAUUCAGCACUCUAGUACUCACAUGAAAUGUUCAAACUGAAUGUAGCACCCCCGUCUUUCGAAUGUAUACAUACCCAGAGAAAAGCCUGGACCGGGUUUGAGCUGAAUGUACCACUCCAGUAGAGCACA